CCCUCUUUUGACUGCGUUACUUUUUGGGAGGCUUGUUUCGGAGAACAUAUGCACAUUAAGCGACUCCUUUCACUCCUCAGUGAGGCCCAGGAACAAUAUUUCCUACUUCCCAACCCACCCACUGUCACCUCGGGGCACUAUAUAAGACAGCAGAUGGACCUGAUGAUAAGAGCCUGAUCUGAAGACAAGCCUGGCCAUGCAGUGUAAAGUCCUCGUCUGUGUUGUGCUCCUGGCUCUCGUAAAGCAUGUGUCUUCAAGCGAAAUCCACGCCAGCCCAAAUGCAAACACAACCCUCCCCUGCAACGUCUCCCUACAAGGAGGCAACCCAGAGGUGUCUCUGAUGAACAUCAGCUGGACAAGAGAUGGCUCUGAAGUCGCUUCRUUCAGAGAAGCAACUGCACAAAUAAAGGAUGGCUUCAGCUGGAAUCCGGCUGAUUUCAUCGAUGGGGACUUUUCACUCACCAUCCUCAAAGCCAGCCUCGGCCUGCAGGGGCUGUACGAGUGCAAAGUUAUCUACAACUCCUCCACUCCACACUCCAGCAACGUCACAUUUACUAUUCUUGCCCCUCCUUCUCUCUCACUGCCUCGGCGGUGGGUGGUGUUCGAAAGAGAGACCCAGCUCGAGUGCCAUGCCAGUGGUUUCUACCCUCCUCCUGUCCUUUUUACCUGGACCAGAGAGGGACAAGUCAUCCAGCCUCCCCRUGAGGUGGAAGGUGAGCUGAUUCCAGAUGGGUACUACACAGCUGUGAGCAACCUCACCUUCUACGCUUCCAGAGAGGACAAGAAUGUGACCUUUAGCUGCAAAGUGUCCCAUGAAGGAAGCAAUAAAGAGCUGGAUUUUCAGCUCAACAUCAUUUAUCUUCCAACCAUCAGGCUUUCUGUUGUACCAUCACCCUCCAAAAACGUUCCUCUCACUUUGUUCUGUGAUGUGGAGAGUUUCUACCCAGAGGAAAUGUCUGUGUCCUGGUUUCAAAAUGGCACAGCACUCACCGAGCCCCCACUUACUCAUCAGAACCCAGAUCAGACCUUCAGGACCAGACGCUAUUUUACUCUGAGCCCAGAGCAAAGGCAGAGACGGGGCAAGAUUGAGUGUGCAGUUAACCAACCUGGAGUUAUGAGCCCUGUCGGUGUGUCAGCCGACCUGGACAAACUGGAUCCUCAAGAUGAGGCUCCUGUAUUAACUAAGUCAGCCAAAGCAUCUGUGGCCAUGAUGUGUAUAUCCAUAGUGCUGGUUUUCCUGCUUUGCUUCGGCUUUUCCUGGAGGAGAAGAGAAGAGAAACAGAAGUCCCUCACUGUGUCAGGAAUCAUCCUCCCACCACGCGUGGUCGUUGGUCAAAAGGGGAGACUGACGUUGAGCAUCGAGGGCAGGCAGGUGGACCGAGUCCAGACCACAUGGUUCCUCAAUGACACCCCCAUCAUUGACACCUCACUCACAGCUUCAGAGAAAGGUCCUCUCCUGACCUCCAGAGGUGAAACGGGUUACUACAAGCUGCACACUCAGGGACCCCUGCAUUCCUCUGGAAAGGGAGCUCAGCAGCUGAUCUCGGCRCUCACCUUCAUCCCUCAGAUUUCACUACACAAGGGGGCCGUGUUUAAGUGUCAGGUGGCCUACGUGGGGAAGGACAAGAUUGUUCAAGAAAGGGUGUCGGAGAGGUUUACUAUUCUGUCUUCCCCAGAGGUGUCAGAGAUACAGCUGGCAGAGACAGAAAAUGAUCCAGAUGUCAUCAGGAUGACGGUCCAAGCAUCACAUUUCCAUCCGGAUGUCAUCACCUUCCGUUGGUUCUGCCAGGGCGGUGAGCUCAGCCCCGUGGCGUCGCAGGCCUCGUCCUCGCCUCGGCCAAAUUCCGAGGGAUUCUUCUCGGCCUUCAGCCAGUGCAAACUUCCCCGGAGCGAGCUGGAAAAGGGGGCGGCAAAGGUGUGGGUCAGCGUCCACCACAUCGCCCUGAAGCAGCCGGUCACUCGUGAAACCAGAGGCUUCAUCAAAAGGCCGCGAGUGUCCGACAUUAUCAGCAGCUCCAAGUCUUUAAAUCAAAGUUUGGAUCUGGGAUGUGAAAUUACCGAUUUCUACCCCCCGAACAUCUCAGUCACUUGGCUGAAGCUUCGAGAUGGAGAGGAGGAUGAUAGAGAGGAGGAGGUGAUGGAGGGAGGGCAGCUGUGGGGCCCCAUACAGACUCAUCCCAGACUUUUCAGGGCCACGGCCGCCCUGAAGAAAACCAUAACCCACCAGGAGAAAAGGGACAGAAGAGGGGGGAUCAUCUGCAGAGUCGAGCAUUGUUCUUUACUCGAACCAAUAGAGAGACAAUGGAGACACUGUGACCUUGUUGCUCCCAUCAUUCCUUCAUCUAUUUCGGUUUGCUGGAGCUGUGAAGGUGUCGGUGUGUUCUCCCUCCUGUUGAAGGGAGGUCACCCUAAGGCGAAAUUAUUCUGGGUGGCAGGAGGAUCUACGUUGUCCCCAUUAGAGUCCAGUGAGGCAGAGGAGAUAGGAGAUGACGGACAGAGGGAGCUGAAAAGUGUCUGUGCCCUGGAGAGGUCCGAAAGCCCACUAAAUUCAACCAAAAAGCAGCUGGAGGGACAGAAGACCAUAUGUAGAAUAAAAACUAAAGCUGCAGUCACAGACCCUGAGACUGAAGGGAUUGAAUUCAUCGAUGAGAAGGUGGACGAAGAGAACGACAGCACUGACAGAGACAAGGAAACCUUAUCUGAGCCAGAGGAGGACAACGACAAAGAAAAUGAGGAUGACCCGAAAGCACUUCACAUCAACAGAGUCAACCUGAGAGCAGUUUCUAGAGAAAAUGAACGAGCACGACUGAGAGUGUGUGUAGAGRUCACACACCCCGCGCUCAAACUUCCUGUUUAUCGAACAUGGACUGCUGGUGUCAAGGUAAAUGGUCAGAGAGACAAACAAGAAAGAAGAGUGACGAUGGACGAAAACAGUGCUGCUGCCAGGGUGGAGAGGACUCUGUGGACAGUCUGGUGUUACCUAAGUGAAGCUGUGAACAGAUUCCUCAGGCCACAGCCAGCUGAGCCUGUCAACAGUAACCCAAACUCCCCCGGCGAAUCCGGAGCUCAUGGCGAGCCUCCAGACCGCGGCCUCUCACAGGACGACGUCGUCAACUCCAGUGAAAGAGAAGGAAUCGAUGAGGAACAGCCGCGCGCUGCGGUCUCUCUGCUUAGUACGUCUUCAGCUACCGUUGCCUGGACAGCUUGCACCAACGACUCAGCGUCUGACGAGGAAGAGGCCACACAGAUGAGAAAAGGCAACGAGAACAAAGAGUCUGAGGAUGAAAGGAGGACAAGAGAGGAAGRUUUGGACCAUGAAGAGCUGCUGGACGCUGAAGAAGAAAAAGCAAAUCAAGUCGAACAAAAGGAUACGGAGAUCAAAAAAUUUGACUCUUCUGAACUAAGUGGGAUGUCUACAAACGAGGAAGAAAGUACAGAUGUAGGAUCAGUAGGUCUAACCAAUGAAACUGUCAGCAAAGUGAUGGAGAAAAGUGAUGAAGAAGGUGGUGGUGACGAAGAAUCAAAGACACAAGACGAYUGUCAAAAAGUAGAAGAAGCCACGACAGAAACCCAGAUAACAGAAGAUGAUGUAGAGGAGGAUUUGGAGGAUGAAGAAAAGCUUCACAAAGCAGAGGAAGGCGUGGAUACAGAUGAUGUAACGCCAGCAUUUAGGAUGAAAGAUGUAAACAUUUGUGAAGGUGCGUUACAUCUGAGCUCAGAAACUGAACACACUUCGGAGGAGAGAAGAAAACGAGCUGACAGUCAGCUCUCAGUCUGUGAAGAGGUGUCAGAGAACGAGCUGAUCGUCCCUGAACUGGAGAUUGGAGAUAAAAAUGAUGAAAAGACGUUAGUGACUGCCACUGAGGAGGAGGAGGACAUCAGCAACACGGCACAGAAACUGGCAGAAGAUGAAGAGCCAGAAACUGAAAAGAACAACAGAACAGUUCAAGAUGGCCACCAGGAAGAAAAUGUUCUGACUGAAAGUGUUGCAUGCAGUGAAGCAGCUGAACUCACAUGUAAGGAAGAGGAUGUGGUGGUCAUCAUGGAAACUACAGAGGCAGAUGUGGCCACUGCAGGAACGGAUCUAAAUAAAAGAUUUAUUGAUAAAGAUCAGGUGGGAAACGAGAGGCCUGCGACUGAAGUUGACAACAAAGUGAGCUGCGUGGAAAACCUUUGCACCCCAGUUACCGUAAAACCUGAGACUGCACAGGAAGCAAGCAGGGAAUUUAAAAAUAUUCCCUGGCGGAUGAGCGAAGGCCAGGCCGCCGUGUCGCACGAACGAAGCACUGAGGCGAGCGAGGAAACACGAGAGGGAGGUCCUGAGCAUAACAAUGAGCUCGAGUCAGACGAAAACAAAACACAAGGCUUCUUGGAGGGAGGAAAUUCUGGGGAAAUCCACAACAUUCCAUUACCGGAAGAGGUGGAGGACGAAGAACGGGCGAGCCUUAUAAACAGUGGCACAGGAGCUGACUAUUCACUGGAGGGGGAGCUUUUGGAGGAGACACAAAACAGCAUAGACAGAAGCAACAGCAAGGUUGUUUUGACUGAGGAGGAGCUCACUGAAAGUCAGACCUCAGCACGAGACGCAGAGAAACCACAGAGCGAGAAAGAAAACCUAGAAUCCGGAUUUUUAUUUGAAGAAGAAGAGGUGGAAUCACUGGAUAGCUCAAUGAAGACUAAGUUCAAACUCCUAGGGAAAGAACUGGAGACUUACGAUGAGACCGAUAAGACAACGGAGGAGCUGCAGGAUGGAGAUAAAGCUCCUGAAUUCGGAGCAGAUGGAGAGCCAKUCAGUGCUGCUGGAGAUGGUGAUGAGAGGAACGAAGGCGUAGCUGUAGAUAAAGAGGUUGAGUUUGACGAAGGAACACCAAAUUUCCUUGAGGCUCAAGCAAUCACAGAACCAAGCUUGUGUCUAGAUCCAGCACAAUCCGCACACACAGACCAAACAAGUGAAGGGAUGUAUAACUUAGAGGACAAAACUGAUUUGAUGAUUUUGCAACAGAUGGAGAUUAAAUUAUCUGACGAUAAUGUAGAAAUUCUACACGUAGGCACCGAGGAAGAAGCUUCUACUGCAGAGGAAGAAGAGAAUAAAAUGCAGGACAUAAACCAGACCACAACUCUGCAGUUAGCAGAAACAACAGAGGAGCUUAUUCAAACACAAAACGACAAAGUAAACGCUCUGAUCACAGAAUCUGAACUGUCACAUCCUGAGAGACACACAAUGAUAAAUCAAUCCCCACUCAGAGCUCUUCAGAUGCAGGAGACAAACACGACGACAGACACUGAAGCAGCCAAUGAAGCUGAAAUAACUGAAGCCAGAAAUAAUCUUGAAAUGCCAGCAGAGGAAACAAAGCAAGAGGAGAGACACACAGAAGAAAUGAGCAGUUCAGUCGCAGGUCAUCAAGAUGUGAUUGAUGAAGAAAUCCUGGACUUGUGGAUGGAGGCGGCAAUGUCAAAGGACACCGAUAAUGAUGAAGACGACCGGUUUGAACUACAAAAGGACACAACAGAACACCAGUUGAGUGAACACUCACCAGAGAGUGAGAGGCAGCUACUGAYGGACCCACGUUCAGUAGAACCUACAGCAGUAAGUGACUCAGAAAGGUUGUCAGAGCCUGGAUAUUUGGACCAGACUCAACAACUCAAACCAACCACAUCCCUCGAAGACGUACACAACAUGCUGGUCACUACGUCACAAUCAGCCGACUCCUCUGAAUUUUCAGCACUUGACUUUGAAUCUCAGGCUGAAUUGAUGGAGGAAACAGCAGAAACUGCAGAGCCAGGCAGGGUGACAGAAUCCUGCUCUGAUUCAGGACUUUCAUCAUCGGAGGAAAAACAACUUAAUGAGGGAUCAGAGCGAUCCCUGGAAGAGCUUGAUGAAAACCCACCAGAGACUGAAGCUGAGAUGGAAACAGGGACAACAGCCUGGAAGGAGACAGAAGAAGCAAAUGUUACAUCACUGAUAAAUGUUCAUUUUCAGGAUGAAACAAGAGUUGAAGAUGAGCUUGUUGAGCGUGUUUGGUUCGAGGAGGGCUUCAUGUUGGCAGAGCUUCCUUCUGGAGGUGAACAAUGGAUUGAAUCUGAAGAGAACCAGAUCUCACGGGAUCACAGAUGCUCAGAAGAAACCACAGAAUCAUCACUAAGGCUAAUCAGGGCUUUGGUGGCAGAGGAACAAACAGUAAUGCUUGAGGAUCAGGAUGAGGUGGAUGCUCUGCUGCUGGACUGCAGGAUACAAAGGUCACGCAUCUCGGUUAAAAAUCCUCGUGUCAGGCCACCCACAGAUCCACGCUCACUAAUAAACAUGCCCUCCGCAGAUCCCACUCCCUCAUCGCAUGUGCCGGUUAAACUGCCUGGUGUGCCUUUAGGAGGCUUGGGCAUGGGAAUCAAACUGCCUGGUCUUGGUGGAGGUUUUCCUGUUUUAAAGAAGACACAGCGAUCCAUGAGAGGAGAAGAUAGCCAAAGCAUCCAAUCACAGGAACCCGAAAAAAAGGUGGAGGAGAGUGAAGGUGCCAAACAGGAUGAGACACAACACAAACCUAAAUGGAUGCCACCAGGACAUGCAGGGUUUGGGAAUCCACUUAUGUCUGAACUCAGGACCAAACUGAAGAAAACAGCCAAAGACUGAAAUAACGUUUUUUAAUGUAUUCUGCAAAUGUUUCAGUAUAACAUGAACAAUUUUAUUUUUCUUUAUCAGACAAAAAACACAUGAUGAAAUGUAUUUUACUUAAUUUUAUGUUCCUGCAUUUUAUAAUAAAGCACAACUAAAAAUAAAUGAUAUUUUAUUUAAUGUGAA
Molecule: messenger RNA, 6793 nt
Organism: Austrofundulus limnaeus
Lineage: Eukaryota; Metazoa; Chordata; Actinopteri; Cyprinodontiformes; Rivulidae
Exons: 18
Coding region: 197-6625 (2142 amino acids)
Source: RefSeq, a predicted model, not a curated record